CUUCACUUGUACGCGUUUCAGUCUGUCCUAGGUUGUGGAGACAAUCAGUAGUCCUCGAUUAUCUAAUUAAUCCUUUUAAAGAAAAUUUCUAUCCUUUAUAUGAUGGGUCUCUUUAAUGCCAAAUGUGCAUCGACGGCUAGAUUAGACGGGAAAACCGCCGUUAUAACUGGAUGUAACACAGGAAUUGGUAAAAUAACAGCAAGGGACCUAUACCAAAGAGGUGCGAAAGUGAUCAUGGCUUGCAGAAACUUGGAGAAGGCUAAGGAGGCAAUGGAGGAGAUCAAACAGGAAUGCAAAGGACAAGAAAACUUGGGCAACUUAAGUGUGAUCCCAUUGGACCUGAGCAGUUUGAAGUCGGUUAGGGAUAUUGCGUUGCAAUUGAACGAAGAGGAGAAAAAGAUUGAUUUGCUUAUCAACAAUGCGGGAGUUAUGAUGUGUCCUUUGGAGCGUACAGCGGACGGCUUCGAAAUGCAAAUUGGGACUAACCAUUUUGGCCAUUUCCUAUUGACCAUGCUGUUGCUACCGAAAAUAAUAAAAUCGGCGCCAGCUAGGAUAGUCAAUGUUUCCUCUUUAGCACACAUGAAUGGCAAACUGGACCUUGAUGAUAUAAAUUGGGAAAAGCGCAGUUACAGCGCGAUAGGCGCCUAUGGACAAAGCAAAUUGUGUAACAUACUCUUCACCAGACAGCUAGCUCUGAAAUUAAAAGAAUCCGGGAUUACUGGUGUUACUGUUUACAGUUUGCAUCCAGGCGUAAUCAACACGGAAUUGACUAGACAUUUGGAUUCUACUUAUUUCCAAGGGUUGACUCGCAUGUUCAAAGCUGUUGGAGGAUGGUUCAUGAAGACCCCUGAACAAGGUGCACAGACAACCAUACAUUGUGCAGUUAGCGAGGAGGCAGGAAAAGAAACUGGUUUGUAUUACGCUGAAUGUAAACCCACUUCUAGUACUUCAGCUGCAGAAAAUAUGGAAGAUGCGAAAAAGCUGUGGAUUGAAAGUUUAAAGAUUGUCAAUCUUCCUGAAAACUUUGAUCCUUUUACUAUAUAAUCAAUGUAAUUAUUAUCUGUUUAAAAACAGUCUCAAGUAGAUUGUUUUUAUUUACAAAACCACUGACAAAACCAAUUAUUUUUAUCUAUGCAUUGCUUUAAGGUAUUAUGUCUGCUGUAUGAUAAUAAAUUUAGCUAUUGAAUUA
Molecule: messenger RNA, 1189 nt
Organism: Nicrophorus vespilloides
Lineage: Eukaryota; Metazoa; Arthropoda; Insecta; Coleoptera; Silphidae
Product: retinol dehydrogenase 13-like
Exons: 4
Coding region: 100-1044 (314 amino acids)
Source: RefSeq, a predicted model, not a curated record